Molecule: messenger RNA, 681 nt
Organism: Cladophialophora psammophila CBS 110553
Lineage: Eukaryota; Fungi; Ascomycota; Eurotiomycetes; Chaetothyriales; Herpotrichiellaceae
Exons: 4
Coding region: 1-681 (226 amino acids)
Cellular component (GO): peroxisomal membrane
Source: RefSeq, a predicted model, not a curated record
AUGGAUGCGCUGAAGGAAACAGUCGAGUCCAUCAUCCUCAACCCCGACCUCGCUCCUCUUCUGGCCAUCGUCAAAGCCGCCCGUAAUGGCGCCGUCUACGGUGCCAAAGUCCGAUUCCCUCAUGCUCUGGUCAUGGUCUUCCUGUUUCGGUCAGGCACGAUCCGAGAAAAGAUCCGGCUGGUUCUAAGGGCAACGAGACAACAUGCGCGAAACCUCGCAUUCUUCGCAACCGUGUACAAGUCGUCCAUGUUAAUAUUAAGGCUGCUGAACCCCAUCACUCCGGGAAAAGAAGGACCGUAUGACACCUUUUUCGCGGGUCUCCUGGGUGGCUAUGUUGUCUUUGGACGAGGGAAGCAGGGCAGUGUCAACCAACAAAUCGUCAUCUACGUCUUUGCUCGAGUAAUUCUCGCCCUCGCGAGGCUCAGCAUUGAACCACCAAGCGCCACGAGUGCCACUCCCACCCCGACACUCUGGACUCAAAGAUUAUCGCCGGAGCUAAAGGCAAAGAUUCAGAACAAUGCCUGGCCCGUGUUCGCCAGUUUGAGCUGGGCCUUUGUCAUGUACAUCUUCAGAUGGCAGCCCGAGAGUAUUCAGCCAAGCUUGAGGAGCAGCAUGAAGUACAUAUAUGUCAACUCGGACUAUUGGGAUAACUUCAGAAACUUCCUAAUUCACAACACUUAG